Messenger RNA from Ostrinia furnacalis (Asian corn borer), 1778 nucleotides. RefSeq lists its product as uncharacterized. The transcript has 11 exons. Gene Ontology annotation, molecular function: kinase activity; ATP binding. The annotation marks the transcript as partial. NCBI's taxonomy places the organism in Eukaryota, Metazoa, Arthropoda, Insecta, Lepidoptera, Crambidae. Gene Ontology annotation, biological process: phosphorylation. The record is from RefSeq and is a predicted model, not a curated record.
CUCAACACAGAGAUCUUCGUGUGGUAGUGCGCUUGCUUAAAGAUGGCGCAAGGGCUUUGAGCGGGGUGCCGUACCAGCACGAGGCGGUGUACCACGCCGCUAGCGUCGACAUCGACGGCGAGGCCGGCGCGGGUAUCGUGGAGCUGGGCUACGAGCCGAAACAGAUACGCGAGCCGUCUGUUCGGCUGACCCCUCCGCGGGUCCUAAAAUGGCUGACAGAGGCGGAGGUGGGUCGUGUGGGGCACUGCUUAGCUUUCGAAGACCGCGCGGCCGCCUGCCCGGCUUACGUGGGGGGCAAAGGAGCCUCUCUUGCGUUACUCUCUUCCAUGCAGAAGGCAGGGGGAUAUCGUGUUCCACCCGGCUUCUGUUUGACAAUCCACGCCCUUGAGUACCAUUUGGAAGUUAACCCUCAAUUGAUAAAGGCCGUUCGAGAAAUCGAAGCUGCCAAUGAAAACUACAAUGAAGCCAUUUUCAAAGAAAAAUGCAACAGAGCGGUUGAGCUAUUUGCUGCCACUGAAAUAAUCGGUGAGGUUCGUGAGGAAGUACUGGCACAUCUCAGUGAGCUGAGGAAGAAGGCGGCCAAAGAAAACCUGGGCCCUGAACGGCGGUUUGCGGUUAGAUCUUCUGCUGUGGGAGAAGACAGUGAGACCCUCUCGGCUGCAGGCCAGAACGAAACCAUACUGGGAUGCGUCAGUGACACAGACGUCCUUAAAGGCGUGCAGAAGUGUUGGGGUUCGAUGUUCGCGUUUACUAGUGCAUAUUACAGAAGACAGAACGGGCAGCCUUGCUUAUGCGGCGGCGGCGUGGUGGUGCAGGCGCUGGCGCCGGCGCGCGCGGCCGGCGUGCUGUUCACGCGCCACCCCGCCGCCGGCGACCCCGCGCGCCUGCUGCUCACCGCUAACUACGGGCUGGGGGAGAGCGUAGUCUCCGGAUCAGUAGACCCCGACACCAUAGUCGUAACCCGGGACCUAGACGACCAGCUGUCGAUCAUGAGCAUCGACCUAGGCUCCAAGACGCAGCGAGUGACGGCGGCAGAUGACGGCGUGACCACGGAGGCGGUGCCCGAGGCAGACAGGGCGGUGGCUUGCCUGAGCGAGGAAGAGGCGCUGCGGCUGGCCAGUAUAGGCGUGCAACAAGAAGACUGGUGGGGCGCUGGGAGAGAUAUCGAGUGGGCCAUUAGCGAGAAUGACAUAUUCCUGGUGCAAGCGCGGCCCAUCACCUCCUUAGAGCGAUGGACAGAGGAGGAACUUCUUCACGAACUUGAUUCUCCUAUCAUGGCUGACGAUGAGUUCACCACAUUUGCUAACUGCGGCGAGGUAUUCCCGAAGCCAGUGACGCCUCUAUCUCACGACUUGGUGGUGCAGCCUCUGAUCAAAGGCAUGAGCAAGACGGUCAGCAACGACAUCGGAGACUACGAGGACUCGGUCGCGUUCACGCACAAUAGGUGCAUGAUCGCUCUGUACAAUUCAGUAUACCGUCGCGCGCCGCCCGAAGUGGACGUCAACAUUCGCAUGGUAGAGAUGGCUCUCCACGGUCACAAAGUAGCAGAUGACGCCGUCAUCCAGACGGCCGUGCGCCGCCGCCCGCCCAAGUGGAGUGAUAAAAUUGAUAUGCUGUGGUUCCUCAUUGUGAGAAUCAUCUGGUCCAAAUGGCACAUGACCGACACGAUGAAGAGGGUGAAGUCUUUAGACAUCGACAUGACGUCAGAGGACCCGGCGGUGAUCCUGCAGUCCAUGGCGGACACCCGCAGCGCCAUGUGGCAGGUGGCCUACAACCAC